Notolabrus celidotus (New Zealand spotty) is the source of this 2986-nucleotide messenger RNA. RefSeq lists its product as uncharacterized. The record is from RefSeq and is a predicted model, not a curated record. The transcript has 7 exons. Bases 14 to 1450 code for a protein of 478 amino acids. NCBI's taxonomy places the organism in Eukaryota, Metazoa, Chordata, Actinopteri, Labriformes, Labridae.
UGGUCUCGGGCCAAUGAUCGAGGGUCUCGUUAAGAGAUACAGAGUGGCUGGGGUGGCACCUCCUGAGGUGCUGUAUGUCGACCGGGACUGCUGUGGCAACACUCUUCUGAGGAGGCAGUUUGAAGAGUGGGAGCAGAUGUCCAUCCGGCUUGACAUCUGGCACUUCAUGCGGAGGAUAGCUGUGGGUUGCACAACAGAUUCCCAUCAGCUGUAUGCAACCUUCAUGAGUCGCCUCAGCCACUGUAUUUUUAUGUGGGACGAGGAUGACCUCAAGGCCCUGAAGCUGGCAAAGCAGGCAGAGAUGGAAGCUGACCGAAGGAGACCAUCGGAGGCCGAUGUGAUGCGUCGCAUCAGCAGAAGCGAGCUAGCCCUACAUUGCAGAAGAGCAACACGUGGGACGAGGGAGACUCAGGUUCUGAUCGAAAACCACAUCCAGGCCUUUGACGGAGCUGCUGGUCGAAACACACUGGGAGUGCCUCUUAUCAACUCGGCUCGGAUGCAGGAGAUCUGGAAGUCCCAGAGGAAGCAUGUUGCAUGCAUCCAGGAUCCUCCAGGUAUACAGCUGUACACGCAGACAGGAACCCUGGUGAAGGGAGGGCACCGUCUGCCAACUUACCGCUGUGCCAGAGGGUCCACGUCGCUGGAGUCUUUUCACCUGCAUCUGAACAGAUUCAUCCCAGGCACGCUUGCAAGUGACACCUUCUUCCAAGCCUAUCUGUUGCAUGGCCUUGCAAGGUGGAAUGAGGACCGGGCUGUUGCAGCAACCACUGAUGGGCAGCCGCAGCCGUAUUCCUACAGCCACCUGCUCCGACAUGCUGCAAAUGUUCUUGCAGAGGAGGUUCUGGGAAAAAAGAUCGUCCCCUACGUCGAACCAACAAAAUACACUGAAGAGCUUAUUGGGGUAGAAUACCUCUACCAACAAACCGGGAAGGUUCUCCAGGACUACAAGUUGGCCAUCGAGGAAUCAGAGACCGCUGAUGUGGUUCUGGAGGUGGAGGAAGACUGUGCUGAAGCUGAGGAGUUUCAAGACAUCACUGUGCCCACCUUUGAAAAAGAGCGAACACCUGCUUCCGCCUCACAAGCAUCAGCUUCAGCAGUGCCAGUGAUGACACCUACUCCAACUCCAGCAACCAGCUCUGUCCCAUCAGUGUCUGUGAUUCCUCCAGCACCAUGGCCAUCUCCUGAGAGCACUUCUGUCCCGGCUCAGUUGAUGCCAGUGAUGCCCUCAGUGAUGCCAGAUGACUUGGACCAGGUAACGGUGUCUUCAGCACCAGUCGACUCCACUUCACAUGACAUAAGAAUCACUCUUUUAAAUGAUUCUGUUGGACCUGACAAUAUCCAGGGGUAUGGAGCAGUUCAGGACCUUGCAGAUUUUUUGCUUGGCCUCAAAGACCAGUGGAGACGAGUGUGCCCAGGUCAUUACCCUGUGGCAGGCAUUAGGGGAAUAUGACAAAAAAAAAACAGUCUAUCAAGCCCGUCAUCAAGCCUCCUUACAAAAAGGACGAUUCAGAGCCACAAAAAAGAUUGUGGCACCAGGUGUGGAGAGCACCAAAAGGUGUUUCAUCGGAGCUCAUAGUCCCGCACAGUGGCCGGACUGCAACAGAGUGGUGGAGGCAGUCUUCACGAGACUCUGCGGAAUGUACCAGGGUGCUGUGCGCUGUGAAGGAGUGAGAGUGUCACGAUUCACAAUGGUGGCUCAUUCUUACAAAAACAUCAGGGAGUGCAUAAUCACCAAUUCCAGGGUGAUGAGUGAAACCACAAUUCAGCUCCCUGAAGUAAAUGCUGCCACAGUCACACAAUGGUACAGCAAGCGUUGCAGGUCACAGGAGCAGGACAUUUUGAAGCAGGGCAUCUCUGCUUCAAAUGCACCCAUGGCUGGGCCUGACAAACUUCCUGUCACCAUGCAAAAAGUGCCAGCCCUGCACUCUGGCACGUUGGCUGAGCCACACCUGUUUGUCCUUCCCCCAAACACUGCUGGGGAGGCAAAGCUUAAGGGGAGAGUGCAACCCCAAACCAUCUCCCAAGGACUGACCCUCCCUCUCAUUACACCAGCUCCACCUGUCCCCCUCCCCUUUAUACUUCCGUCUGUGCCUGGAACAUCGCAGAUGAUGUUUUUAAACCUCCAAUCACCUUCAGUCCUGUCACCACCCCCACCACCAAGUCAAGAUGUACCUUACACGACACAACAGUAUCGUAAGAGAAAGCAAGCGCAGGAUCUCACUGGGACGGUCACGAGGAAGUACGUCAAGACAGAUGUGGUCCUUUGCAGAAAGUGCACAAAAGAAAGGAAGCCACCCUCGCACCUGCAGUAUUUCGGGAAUUGGUACUGUCAAGAGACGGAGACACAGUCGUACCAUGAAUGGAGGACUGAGCUGGAGAAGCGAGGUUACGGGAAAAAGAAAAAGAGCCAAAACGACCCUCCAGCCUCUUAGUAAAUUAGGCACAACUCAGAUUUCAGAUCAAGAAAACUUUGUUUGACGGUAAAGAAGUUGACAGUCCUAACUAUGUGUCAGUUUCCCUGUGAAUAACUGCACAUAAACAUUGUUUUGUCUCAGGAGGGUUUUUAAACUGUAUUUAAAUAGAAUUGUGAUGUCCUAACUUGCAGCAUGGUUGUGGCUGAAAUACUUUCUAACAGUAAGAGUGAAUCUCCUGCAGCCAAAUAUGCUUUAAAAAAUGUUUGUUUCCAAAAGUAUUACAGAAAGUUGGAGUUAAAGAGACUUAUCAUUAUUACUGGGCAGUAUUGUAAUAUGAUGUCCAUUUUUUUUCUCUUCCUGUAAAUAGUUUUUAGUUUUGAUUUAAUAGGCCUUGUGUUAUAUUAUUAUAAUUCAUAUAUUAUUCAUAGUGUUGUAAAUAUUGCUAUUAUUAUCAAUGUUGUUGUGUAUUAGUAUUGUUAUUUUUACAUUGUUGCUUGUUGUGUAUUAUUAUUACUUUGUUGCUUUUUGCUUAGCAUUAAACAGUGUAAAAGUGUGUAUAUGUAAGUAUUAUU